CAUCCACGCGCAGCUGUUGUCGCUUCUCAUACAUGUAGUUUAGUUUACCCUUUUUAUAUAUGGAGGUCUGUGUGGAUUCAGUCGCUUCUGCAAGAAAUGCCGAAAAAGGAGGUGCAGCUCGACUAGAACUCUGUGCCAGUUUAGUGGAAGGAGGAACAACACCAUCAUGUGGUAUGCUUCAGGUAAUGAAACGCUCGGUGGCCUUACCUGUGUUUGUGAUGAUCCGCCCGAGGGGUGGGGAUUUCCUCUACAGCCCAGACGAGUUUGAUGUAAUGAAGCAAGAUAUUACUUCCCUCAAACAAGCGGGUGCGGAUGGGAUGGUUUUUGGGAUUUUAACACCGGAGGGCAAAGUGGAUAUAACGAGGUGCAAGGAACUCGUAGAGCUUUCUCGUCCGUUGCCAAUUACGUUUCACAGGGCAAUUGACAUGACCGAGGACAUCGCCGAAGCUCUGGAGAGUAUCAUUGCCACGGGAUGUGAGCGAAUACUCACGAGUGGUGGAGAAGGCACAUCUGUAGACGGUACCACGGUUAUUAAACAACUCGUAUCUCAGGCCAAAGGUAGGAUUCUUGUAGUUCCUGGUGGCGGAAUCACUCCUGAAAACUUAGGAAGAAUUCUGGACGAAACUGGAGCUGGAGAGUUUCACGGUACUGCCAGAGGGAAGGUGGAAUCAAAAAUGAAAUUUCGUAAGAGUGGCGUUACCAUGGGAUCUGCUGGAGACGGGACGUCCGAGUUUGCCUGGAAAGAAUCUUCGGCUGAUAUUGUAAGAUUAAUGAUAACAGUGGCAAAGGAGCAUGGGAUAUGCACUGGAAGUAAACCUAGAUAACAGAAUUCUGUGAUAUAGAUUACUACAUUUUUUGAGUAGAAUUAUGACGUUUUCUUUUAUUCCAUUGAACUGUCACUUUUGUAGCUUUAGAUUGUAUAUUGGUGUGAUGACAUUGGGUUUUCACAUUUAAACAAUAACGAAAAUACAUAUGGCCAAGCAUUGUCCGUACCUACUCUGUGCGAGUUGUCGCUCGGCGGUCCUUAUUGUUAUGUGCGAAUAUUCCAAGAAAUUAGGACGUGUUCAAUUUCAUAAGAUGCGCAGCCUUCGAAUAAAAUGCAGUAAUAGUUAACAUGUUACGAUUUAUUUAUUUAUUUGAUUGUUCUUUUACGCCGCACUCAAGAAUAUUUAACUCAUACGAUGGCGGCCAGCAUUAAGGUGGGAGGAAACCGGGCAGAGCCCGGGGAAAUCCCACGACCAUCCGCAGGUUGCUGGAAAACCUUCCCACGUAGGGACGGAGAGGAAGACUUGAACUCACAGCGACCGCAUUGGUGAUAGGCUCCUAAGUCAUCACGCUGCGCUAGCGCGAUAACCAACUGAGCCACAAAGGCCCCCUGUUACGAUUGACUUUUGCAAGUCAGUAUGCAACAAAGCGUACCGUCUAAACUUGCUUUUGUGAUCGUAUGUGACAAGCAUGUAUUUGAGCUCAUUUUCAUAUAUCAUAAACUUCAUUGUAUCGUUGUGGAAGCUCGUGGGCAUCCCCCGGGCCUUGUCCGAUUUCCUCCCACCUUAAUGCUGGCCGCUGUCAUAUGAAUGAAAUAUUCUUGACUAUGGGGUAAAACACCAAUCAAAUAAAUAAGUAACUCAUUAUAUAGUAUACAAACAGUUCAUUUUCUUUUCCUAAAUGAAGAUUUACUCAUCCCAUUGAAAACAUCAUAUUUGUUUUAUUUCACAAGAAUGAAAUAAAUUCGAAAUAAAUAAAAUAUGAUAUAAGAA
This is a messenger RNA of Liolophura sinensis, 1757 nucleotides long. Its product is annotated as copper homeostasis protein cutC homolog. The transcript has 8 exons. Gene Ontology annotation, molecular function: copper ion binding. The record is from RefSeq and is a predicted model, not a curated record. Bases 60 to 824 code for a protein of 254 amino acids. NCBI's taxonomy places the organism in Eukaryota, Metazoa, Mollusca, Polyplacophora, Chitonida, Chitonidae.